UUUAAUCGUUCCCUUUCCUUUACUCUAUUGCUCCCUCUUCCUCUUUAAUUUUUUUGUUUUUUUUUUAUUCCUGUCUUGAAAAAUUCAGAACCUUUAAUUUUUACCCAUCGAUUAGCCCUCCAAUCCAUAACUUCCAGGUUUUAUGUGUCCAAAUAUAUGCGUCAAUUUGUUUUAAAGAUAUUACUAAUAUAGAUAACAAAUUAAAAAAACAAAAAAGUUGCGAGAUAACUUUAAUAUUAAGUUAUAGAUAUAUCUCCAAAAAAAACAACUUAUCAUUAUCAAUUUGAGUCAAAGUCAAUGAACUCUUGUACAUAUUAAAAAAUAUAUUUGAAAGAAAAAUCAAAUAUUUUUAUCACAUAAUUGAUUUUUGGGUUAUUAUAGUGUUGAGAUGCAAGCGACCGAUGUCAUGUUUCCAGACCAAAUUAUUCUCUAAACAGAUUAUUACAAACAGGCUUACAGCUUGGGCAACGGCACAUCGUGUAGAAAACAGGAUUGUUAUUAGGAUUAAUUCCACCAUGUCAACAGGAUUCUAAGCUUGGGCCGAAUCGUCCGCAUCUCUUUCUCUUACUCCACGCUAUCCUUUAACCAAUCAAAGCAAGUAACGUUCUCGACUAGCUGCACUGGAUGUCUUUAGAUCACCUUCCCAAGACAUCAAAACCCGAAAGAUUCUUCUUUAGACGAUGAAAUGGAUUGGUGGCAAAUUGUUCAAUGGAUGUAAUCUGACAUGGGGUUCUUGAAAUGUUCCAGGAAUCAACUGAGAAUUUCUUGUGCAUAAUUUUGGGGUUCUAGAAUGAUUUGAAUGUUCACAUUUUCUUGAGUGUGUAUGACUUGCGAGAAAGUUAGAAAUGGCAGUGGCAAGCAAGACUAGAAUUAUGCUCGAGGCUUUGGUAAAAGAAGGAUCAUUCAAAUGGUUACUUGGCAAGCAAAGCUCCUUUGCAAAGGAAUUUGAGGAGCUGGAGACUUCUCCAUCUGCUGGAAGGAAUUGGAUACCUGAACUCUCUCCAGUUGCAAAUAUCGUUGUGCGAAGAUGCUCAAAAAUUCUUGAAACCUCUUCUAGUGAGCUUCAGGAAAGGUUUAAUGCUGAGGCACGUGAAGCUAUAAAGCAUAAAUCACAGUAUGCGAGGAACUUUUUAGAAUACUGCUGUUUCAGGGCUCUUGCUCUGUCUACUCGAGUAAUGGGUCAUCUGGCUGAUAAAAAGUUUCGACGCCUUACAUUUGACAUGAUGGUGGCUUGGGAGGCCCCUGCAGCUUCCAGCCAAACUCUAAUUAAUUUAGAUGGUGGUCUAUCAGUUGGGGUGGAAGCCUUCUCUCGAAUAGCUCCGGCAGUUCCAAUCAUUGCCAAUGUGAUUAUUUGUGAAAACCUCUUUGAGGUUCUAACUAUCUCAACAGGUGGUCGGCUUCAUUUCUCUGUCUAUGACAAGUACCUAAAUGGACUGGAAAGAGUGAUAAAAAAGAUGAAGAGUCAAUCAGAGUCAUCUCUUCUGUCUGCUGUCCGAUCAUCAAGAGGAGAAAAAAUACUUGAGGUGGAUGGGACAGUCACUACUCAACCGGUUCUUGAACAUGUUGGAAUAUCAACAUGGCCAGGUCGGUUAAUACUAACAGAUCACGCAUUGUACUUUGAAGCCCUUCGAGUUGUAUCUUAUGACAAACCUAAAACAUAUGAUUUGUCAGAUGAUCUAAAACAAAUUGUUAAACCUGAGUUGACAGGGCCAUGGGGUACUCGGCUUUUUGACAAAGCAGUCUUAUACAAAUCAAUUUCCUUAUCAGAACCAGUUGUUAUAGAGUUUCCUGAGCUUAAGGGGCACACUCGGCGUGAUUACUGGCUAGCAAUAAUCUGGGAAAUUUUAUAUGUUCAUAGAUUUAUAAAUAAGUUCCAUAUUACUGGAAUUGAAAAGGAUGAUGCACUUUCAAAAGCUGUUCUUGGAAUUUUACGUGUGCAAGCCAUUCAGGAAAUUAGUUCCUCAAACUCCAUUUGCUUUGAAUCUCUUCUCAUGUUUAAUCUUUGUGAUCAAUUACCUGGGGGAGAUUUGAUACUGGAGACUCUUGCAAAUAUGUUAAGUUCAAGGGAAUUAGACCGGGGUAACAAUGUUGUGGCUGGAGGUGGCAUGUACGCAAUCUCAGCGUUGGCAAUGGUUUCAAACUUAGGGUUUGUGUUUGGUUCAAGUUUAAGUAAUCCCAGUGAGGCUGGACUUCUAGUGGGUGAAGUAGCUGUGGGUGAGAUGAGUUUGUUGGAGAAAGCAGUUAAGGAAUCUAGAGACAACUAUAAAAAAGUGGUGCUAGCACAAGAAACAGUAGAUGGGGUUAAAGUAGAUGGUAUUGACACCAAUUUAGCUGUUAUGAAGGAGUUACUCUUUCCAGUGAUAGAAGUUGGGAAGUGGCUUCUUUCUUUGGUAUAUUGGGAUGAUCCUCUAAAUUCUUUGCUGUUCUGUUUGUUUUUCACUUUCAUCAUUUUCAGGGGAUGGCUUGGUUAUGCCUUUGCAUUGAUGCUACUCUUUUUUGCGAUAUUUAUGGUUCUUACACAAUUUUGCAACCAAGGCAGGCCUGUGGAUGAAAUGAAGAUAAUAGCACCUCCACCUAUGAACACAGUGGAGCAGCUUUUGGCUGUUCAGAAUGCGGUAUCUCAAGUUGAACAGCUUGUCCAAGAUGGAAACAUAGUUCUUCUCAAGUUCCGUGCCUUGUUGCUGUCCAUUUCCCCACAGGCAAGCGAGAAAUUUGCAGUCGCUCUUCUGUUUGCAGCCUUGAUUCUGACUUUCUUGCCUAGUAAGUACGUGGUGCUCCUCAUCUUUUUGGAGACAUUUACGAGGUAUUCACCGCCAAGGAAAGCAAGCACUGAAAGAUGGAUGAGGAGAUUGAGGGAGUGGUGGUUCAGCAUCCCAGCAGCUCCAGUGGUCCUUGAAAGAGAAAAUGAAGAUAAGAAGAUAAAGUGACAGUGAUAAAUUUUUUUUUUUGUUUUGCUGUACAUAAUUGUUUGUGUAUGUAUUGAUUUUGUAUCACAGAACUCCAGAAAUGUAGAUCUUACAAAUGGAAAAAAGAGACACAAUAAGAAAAAAAAAAAAUAAAGUCGUUUGUUUCUCUUGGACAGGUAUCAAAAGGUGCCUGACUGUCGUAUUCUUUGUUGGAAACUUAAAUCUCUAUUUUGGAGAUUUUAACUGUUAGAAAUUUGAUUAUAAUGGCUUUUCAAAAAUCAGAAUCCUCAUUUCAAUAGUAAAACCAAAUAAUUAAAACUA
This is a messenger RNA of Durio zibethinus, 3227 nucleotides long. RefSeq lists its product as uncharacterized. Lineage: Eukaryota; Viridiplantae; Streptophyta; Magnoliopsida; Malvales; Malvaceae. The record is from RefSeq and is a predicted model, not a curated record.